AUGUCCUCUGCACAAGACGAAUUCGAUCGCCUCAUUCAGGCUAAUAGAGAUUCAUCCCGCACUCAUCCUGAAGACCGUGAUCAAUCUGACGGCGACUCCUCCCCCGCCAACCACAACAACAACGACGCAGCAGACGACGACCAGUACGAACUGUCAGACGCCGAUUCAGAUUACGCCGACGACAUAAAAAAAGACGGCAACAUGGUUUCUCGUACAGCCGCCUACACCGUCCCCUCGACAGUCUUUGAAGCCAAUACCGGCCCUAAGGGUGUCAUCGCAGAUGCGCAAUCGUUUGAGCGUGCACGCAAGAAGUCGUUCCGUAGGACACUACUUAGUGCCGCGGGCCUCGAUUCGAAUUCUAGAUUAUUUGGCGGAAACGGCAGCAGCAACAAUAACAACAACAUCACACAACAUAGCCAGACAUCGAGCAGUCCGCCUAGCGACGAAGAAGAUGAGUUUAUGCGUCGCUGGCGAGAGUCGCGAUUGCAGGAAUUGCAGGAGCGGAGUCAGAGGAGACCCAGUCCCUCAAAAAGGGUUUAUGGGCGCGUUGAUACGGUCGAUGCGGAGGGGUAUUUGAAUGCGAUUGAGCGCGUUGCGUCGGAUACCGUAGUUGUCGUUUGUAUUUAUGAUCAUGAGUCAUCCGUCAGCGCCCAAGUCGAAGACGCAAUUGAAGUCGUCGCGCGCAAACAUAUCACAACGCGAUUCAUCAAACUGCACCAUGAGAUUGCUGAAAUGAGCCACAUUGAUGCGCCGGCUUUGCUGGCCUAUAAAGCUGGUGAUGUCAUCAGCACGCUUGUCGAUAUUCCGAGACAGAUUCCGCGCGGAGGCAAGAUUAGCUCGAUUAGUAUUGAGGAUUUAUUGAAGCAAAAUCGGGUUCUUUAA
Molecule: messenger RNA, 882 nt
Organism: Talaromyces amestolkiae
Lineage: Eukaryota; Fungi; Ascomycota; Eurotiomycetes; Eurotiales; Trichocomaceae
Exons: 3
Coding region: 1-882 (293 amino acids)
Biological process (GO): regulation of G protein-coupled receptor signaling pathway
Source: RefSeq, a predicted model, not a curated record